This is a messenger RNA of Centropristis striata (black sea bass), 1357 nucleotides long. RefSeq names its product succinate dehydrogenase complex, subunit B, iron sulfur (Ip) (gene sdhb). Bases 17 to 871 code for a protein of 284 amino acids. Gene Ontology annotation, biological process: respiratory electron transport chain; aerobic respiration; tricarboxylic acid cycle. Gene Ontology annotation, cellular component: mitochondrial membrane. Lineage: Eukaryota; Metazoa; Chordata; Actinopteri; Perciformes; Serranidae. The record is from RefSeq and is a predicted model, not a curated record. Gene Ontology annotation, molecular function: 2 iron, 2 sulfur cluster binding; electron transfer activity. The transcript is spliced from 8 exons.
UCAGAGGAACUCCAACAUGUCGGUUGCUGGUUUCACGUCCUUGAGCCGCUGUGGAGUUUUGGCGUUCCGCUGCCCCGCAGGACUGGUGGCGGUGCGGUAUGCCCAAACAGCGGCGGCAACAGCAGUUCAACCCAGAGUAAAAAAGUUCCAGGUGUACAGAUGGGACCCAGACACUCCAGGAGACAAGCCUCGCAUGCAGACUUAUGACAUUGACCUCAACACUUGUGGCCCAAUGGUUCUCGAUGCCCUGAUCAAGAUCAAAAAUGAGAUGGACUCCACUCUGACCUUCCGACGCUCCUGCAGAGAGGGUAUUUGUGGAUCCUGUGCAAUGAAUAUUAAUGGAGGAAACACACUCGCCUGUCUCAACAAGAUUGACAGCAACCUCAGCAAGCCCACUAAGAUUUACCCUCUGCCGCAUAUGUAUGUGGUCAAAGACCUGGUACCUGACAUGAGUAACUUUUACGCCCAGUACAAGUCUAUUGAGCCCUACUUGAAGAAGAAGGACGAGACAAAUGAAGGGAAGGAGCAGUACCUGCAGACUGUGGAGGACAGACAGAAACUGGACGGGCUGUACGAAUGUAUCCUGUGCGCCUGCUGCAGUACGAGCUGCCCCAGCUACUGGUGGAACGGAGACAAAUACCUCGGGCCUGCUGUGCUGAUGCAGGCGUAUCGUUGGAUGAUUGACUCACGAGACGAGUUCACAGAGGAGCGUCUGUCCAAGCUGCAGGAUCCUUUCUCCCUCUACCGCUGCCACACUAUCAUGAACUGCACCAAGACCUGCCCCAAGGGCCUGAACCCUGGAAAAGCAAUAGCUGAGAUCAAGAAGAUGAUGGCCACAUACAAGGAGAAGAAGGCGGCUGCUGCUGUCUGAAACCUCAGUUGUCCUCUUGUCCAACUUUUCCCUCCAUCAUAAAAUUAUAUAUUGAUUAAAGUAAUGCUUUUUGAGGUUUGAAUGAUCAGUGCACCAGUCAGCUCCACCACCACCACCACACUGCAGACUGACAUCAGCUGUCAUAGGGGAGUGAGUGUGUGUGUGUGUGUGUGUGGUUGGAAGACUUGGUGUUACACAAACGCACAUUGUACAGUAUGAAUGCACGAGAGAGUGUGUGCGUGUCUGAGUCUUACAUGUACCAUGACAGAAGUAUUUAUCUUCAGCUACUGUAUGUAUGUCUGUGCCCUUGGGAGAUGCCAUGCUGCAUAUUAAAGUAAAAAGGAGGCGUUUUCUUGUAUUCAAACAGUUUUAGCUUGUUGCUUUUCAGCUUUGCCGGUUAUUCACAGACAUACAGUGUAUAUGUUCCCCCAGAUCUUCCAACAUACCAACAGCAGUCUUAGUUUUGAUGGAAAAUAAACCGUUGAA